Perca flavescens (yellow perch) is the source of this 1670-nucleotide messenger RNA. RefSeq names its product autophagy-related protein 16-1. Gene Ontology annotation, biological process: autophagosome assembly. NCBI's taxonomy places the organism in Eukaryota, Metazoa, Chordata, Actinopteri, Perciformes, Percidae. Gene Ontology annotation, cellular component: autophagosome membrane; Atg12-Atg5-Atg16 complex; phagophore assembly site membrane. Gene Ontology annotation, molecular function: protein binding; protein-membrane adaptor activity. The record is from RefSeq and is a predicted model, not a curated record. The transcript has 14 exons. Bases 1 to 1338 code for a protein of 445 amino acids.
AUGGAAGUGAGACAGGGGUCCCACACUCAGGCGCUGGGUGUGAGACAGGGGUCCCACACUCAGGCGCUGGGUGUGAGACAGGUGUCCAUCACUCAGGCGCUGGGUGGAGGAUGGAAUGUGUGUGUGUGUUCCAGACGCAGACAGGCCAAACUGCAGAAGGAACUGGCCGACGCAGCCAAAGAGCCUCUACCUAUCGACCCAGACGAUGACAUCGAGGUUUUGGCGGAGGACGGAGGGAAAGGAGGAGGAGGAGGAGGAGGUGGUGGUGAGACGUCUCCCAACAGAGCACUGAGCAGAACUCCCAGUAAGAAGAACUCCCAGCCUCCUCCGGCCGGUCUGCUGGACUCAAUCUCCAACAUAUUCGGGCGUCGCCCUGGAAACGCUUUCAACACGUCGCCUGAAAACACCGAAGCUCCUUCAGGAGUGUGUGCCGAGGUUCGAGUCCCGUCCACGGCGCUGCACGUCUUCGAUGCCCAUGACGGCGAGGUGAAUGCCGUGCGGUUCAGCCCCGGCUCUCGUCUCCUAGCAACAGGAGGGAUGGACCGGAGGGUUAAGCUGUGGGAGGUCGUGGCUGGUCGCUGUGAGCCGAAAGGAGCUCUGACCGGCAGCAACGCUGGAAUCACCAGCAUCGAGUUCGACAGCGCUGGCUCGUACCUGCUCGCGGCCUCCAAUGACUUCGCCAGUCGGAUCUGGACCGUAGACGACUACAGGCUGAGGCAUACGUUGACAGGUCACAGUGGGAAGGUGCUGUCCGCUCGCUUCCUAUUGGACAACGCUCGAAUCGUCUCCGGGAGCUACGACCGAACGCUCAAACUCUGGGACCUGCGCAGCAAAGUCUGUAUGAAGACAGUGUUUGCCGGCUCCAGCUGUAAUGACAUCGUGUGCACGGAGCAGUGUGUGAUGAGUGGACACUUUGAUAAGAAAGUUCGGUUCUGGGACAUCAGGGCUGAGACCAUAGUCCAGGAGCUGGAGCUGCAGGGCAGGGUGACCUCUCUGGACCUGAACCACGACCGGACCGAACUGCUCAGCUGCUCCAGAGACGACCUGCUCAAGAUCAUAGACCUGAGAACCAACGCUGUGAGACACACCUUCAGUGCUCCAGGCUUUAAGUGUGGCGCUGACUGGACCAGAGUAACUUUCAGUCCUGACGGGAGCUACGUGGCCGGAGGAUCAGCUGACGGAGCUCUCUACAUCUGGAACGUUCUGACGGGGAAAGUGGAACGAACUCUGGAUCGGAACCACAACUCGGCCAUCAACUCGGUGUCCUGGUCUCCGUCAGGAGCCUACGUCGCCAGCGUGGAGAAGGGCAGCAAGGCCGUCCUCUGGUCAGACAUGUGAUUGGCCGAGACCCAAAGAGACAGACGGGUGGAGACAGAGACAAGAGGAGACAGCCAGGCUGAGACGGGUGGAGACAGAGCAGGAUGUUUGUGUGUUGGCUGAGACGGGUGGAGACAGAAGGAGACAGCCAGGCUGAGACGGGUGGAGACAGAACGGAGACGGGUGGAGACAGAGCAGGACGUGUUUGUGUGUUUUGUGGACGAUGAGACAUUUGAUGAACUCGGACAGACAGAGACGAUGCUGUCGCUCAGCUUCAAUCUGACCUUUCUCUUUUAAUUCAGAGAGGAAUCAAACACACCCAGAGUUAAUAAUAAAGGCUUUAUUAACCCUAA